AUGGGUUUGGCCUCGUCGCCACCGCCGCAGAGAUUUCCUUGUGAGCGCUCUAUCAGAUGCAUUUCUUCUCCGAUCAUCUUCAAAUUUGGCAUGAAGGUCGAGAAUGUUGCAGAAACCCCAUGUUUCUCUUCUCCAUGUGAAGAAGGAAAGGAUUGCAUUGACAUGGACAAUGGUUACAGAUGUGAAUGCCCAGAGGGAUACAGUGGUGACAACUGCGAAACUAAGGACCCUUGCUCCCCCAACCCAUGUCAGAACAAUGGUGAAUGUGGUGUCGAUGGUGAAUCCUAUGAAUGCUAUUGUGUAGGUGCAUUCACCGGAGAUAACUGCGACAUUCCAAUCGAAUGUGAGAACAACAUGUAUUUCCAUGAUUGCGCUUCGCCCUGUGGACCGGCCCGCUGUGGUGUCACCAUUGAUUCUUGCAUCACGUCCUGCGAUCGCAAAUGUACCUGCCCUCCAAAUACUCAGCUAUGUCCUGAAGGGAUGCUUCCAGGGAUGACGUGUGUGACUAACUGUACUGAGUGUUACAUGCCAUAGAACGAUAUUUUAUCCAAGGCAUGGCUUUAUAAUGUCGAAGAAACAGGGCUGAUAAAAUUACAUUUUUUAUCAAUUUAUAUGCAAACCUGAUAUUAGCUUAUCAUGGGGCCUAUCACUUAAGAAAGAACGUGUAAAUAUUAUGUUUUGUCUGAGUACAAACUGAAAGAAUGAGUAAGAAUGAAAAUAUUCAUGGACAAUUUGGAUAAUAUGUCAAAUUUAUUAAAAAUAUUCAUUAAUGAUUGUGCUGUCGUCUCAGUCGUCUGAGUUAAGUUUCACCAGUCAUUCGCCGUAGAUGGCGUAAUUUCUAAUCAGGCAUGGGAGUAUCUUUGUUCCGGGAUUUAAAUCUUGAAGAUACAUAAAGGUAUUAUGACCUACCGGAACAAGUACUUUUCUCAGAUAUGACAACAGUCCUUUAAUUCUUAACCUCUUAGUAAAACCUUUUAUUUAUCAUAUAAUGUACUCUUUAACAUUAUCUCAGUAAAUUCAUUGAUAUCCUGUAACCAAUUGUAUUUCCAAAUAAACAAAACGUUGUUUUGAAAAUUUGUUUACCCAUCGAUUCUGUUUUAAUAUCUGUUUUAAGACAAAAAAAUUAUACAUUGUAAGCACGAUUUUAAGAUAUUUUGCUUGUUUUAUUGGAAUUGAAUAAAGCAUUGAAUGAUUUUAUAAUUUUUUUAAAUUGUAUUUAAAGAGAGAGAAGUUAGAUGAUAAGAAAGAAAAGUAAUACUCGCUGUUAAACUAACUUUUCAACAACUUAAUAAGACUGGAAAAUAUUCAUAUAAUACAUACAUUUACAUAUUAUUUACAUGACUUGUAUUUCAUCAAAAACUCAGCGUAAUCAAGUA
Messenger RNA from Lytechinus pictus (painted urchin), 1376 nucleotides. RefSeq names its product delta-like protein C. Gene Ontology annotation, molecular function: calcium ion binding. The record is from RefSeq and is a predicted model, not a curated record. Lineage: Eukaryota; Metazoa; Echinodermata; Echinoidea; Temnopleuroida; Toxopneustidae. The transcript has 4 exons. The coding region runs from base 1 to 534 and encodes 177 amino acids.